GCCCCCACUCCAUUGAUGCACUUGGCCAUGGAACCGGCUUUUCUUUGCCACCACUUUUCCUCAUUGACUUCCCUUAUUUGUUGCCCUCACUUCUCGUGGAGUGGGCGCCAAACUGUGAAAUCAACAUGUCCUUUUGGGGUUGGGUCCACCUGAUUGAGUUGGCUUCACCUACAACCGGUCGGUUUGAAUUUCCGAGUGUCUCGUUUUAGUGCGCCAGCUGUGUUGGCUUCUAUCGCCCGGACUGGGCGGCAAUUUGCGCUUGUGUAUCUUGCGCAUCUCUCUUAGUUGGUGUUGUUCUUUUGCAUUGCUGCUAUGGCUGUGUCGGGGCCAGGUCGUGGGACUCCUCGCACCAACGUGCUAUCCAUUUGGGAAACAGGAUAAGGGAUGAUAAGGGUCGUUUCGAUCGGCUCGUUUGCGGCGAAGCGUUGGGAAAGACCCAUGCAAUGUUUACUACCUUUUGGGGAAAUAUGUUCAUGGCUCUUUGGUUGCGGAAUGGUGCAACAAAUCUCCUCAGCCGCUUUCAAUUGCAAGUUCUUUUUGUGACAUCUUGUGACUGGUUCAUGUGUAGGAUGCACGCUCGCUGAGUCAAGAACUGUUCGUAAAGGUGCGCGAGGGGGUGGAUGUUUUGAAUGCUGCUGCUGGUUUCAAGUAACUUGCGCAACAUUGCCGAAAGCCACAAUGUCCACAGCGUCAAGGUGGGAGUUGGGUCCGCGAGCAUGGCGGCUUCGUACACCCAGCCGUGGGCAUCCACAAGGGUGACCGUGGACGAGGCGCAUUCGCCAGCAAGGAUCUGGCCGGUGAGUUGUGCCGCUUACCACCGAAACUUUUGAUUAGUGAAAAGCUGGCAGAAGGUUCAAUGGCCUUUGGUCAUGAGUUGCGUAUGGCAGCAGAGGAGUUCACGGCGGCACCGGGACUUGUGUUGCUCACAGCCUUCCUUCUGCAUGAAGGAGCCGCUGGCGCUCAUUGCAACAGUUUCUACGCGCCUUACUUCCAUGUGUUGCCCAAGAAGCUCUCAAGUUUGCCGGUGUGUUGGCCAGAUGAUCACUGGUUGCAUUCAACCAUCAAGGGAAGCCACCUGGAACGGCAAGUCCGAGCCAAAAGGCACAAUUUGGGACUAGAGUUUGCUUUGUUGAAGAGCUACGUUGGCAAGCUGCCGCUGACUUGGGAGGACUUUCUUUGGGCGCGCUGUAUCGUCUCCAGCCGCGCGUAUUCACUUCAAAGCCAGCGCUGCUUAGUUCCUUGGGCAGAUCUUCUAAACCACGGCACGUCAUCAGAGGUUUGUGUGCGCUAUGGGCUGGAAGGCGAAACCGCGAGUGAUUUUGUCAUGAACUUGGGCCAGUUGGUUCCACAGGGUGCAGAACUACUGCAGUCGUAUGGUGAUAAACCAAAUGCCACGUUGCUCUUGGACUACGGCUUCGUUUUGCCACAGGCUCCCCCUGCUGUGGUUUCUUUGGCAUUCCAACUGCCACAGCUUUUGGAGACAGAUCCAGCCUUGAAGGAAAAGAAAGUUUUUUGGACUCGAGUGUCCAAGGGACGUUCUUUUCGCAAAGGAGAACUGCUGCUAGAGGUCGAUGAAGCGGCAGAAGCCUUUUUGGAACUCCUCCGCGCGGCCGUCGUUUGUGGGCAGCCCCAAGGAUCAAGCUGUGAUUUGGAGGAAAAGCUGCAGGACCCAAGUGUUGAGAUGGAAGCCUUGAUAAGGCUACAACACUCAGCUCAGCAAGCACUUGGCAAACUUUGUGAAUUUGAGGGACCUGAAGUCAAAGAAGACUGGGAAGUGGUCUCACAGCAAAAUUGUGCACAAGCUCUCGCGGACGAACGGUGUGUUUUGCAGAGUCUGGUUGCCCGUGCCAAGCGUGAAUCGUGAUGAGGAGCAUCAAUCGUAUGUGAGGAAUCGCCUGGGGUCAGACCUGCCACGCUUUGGAUCGAAGAUCGACUGGCAGCCCAUCGAAGCAGGACUUCAGGACGGAAAUAAAUAUCCACCCACCCACCCGCC
Molecule: messenger RNA, 1993 nt
Organism: Durusdinium trenchii
Lineage: Eukaryota; Dinophyceae; Suessiales; Symbiodiniaceae
Source: the annotation of a GenBank genome assembly